Molecule: messenger RNA, 120 nt
Organism: Racocetra fulgida
Lineage: Eukaryota; Fungi; Glomeromycota; Glomeromycetes; Diversisporales; Gigasporaceae
Source: the annotation of a GenBank genome assembly
AUGAAUGAUGAAAAUCACACACCUUUAUCCCGUCUAUUGUAUAGUGAAGAUAGUGUUUUAAGUAAAUUAUUCGAUAUGCUUCAACUGGAUAGUAGUAACAACAAUUUGAGUAAAUUAUAA